CGUCUUGUUGAAGCUGCAGAAGAUGCUUACCUGAAACAUGAAUUUGAUGCUGACUUACAGUAUGAAUACUUCAAUGCCGUGCUCAUAAAUGAACGAGAUGAAGAAGGAAAUUAUCUGGAGCUGGGGAAGGAGUUCAUUCUAGUGCCAAAUGACCACUUCAAUAACUUGCCUGUGAACAUCAGUCUGAGUGACGUCCAAGUACCAACCAAUAUGUACAAUAAGGAUCCAGCCAUUGUAAAUGGAGUUUAUUGGUCAGAAUCUUUAAAUAAGGUGUUUGUUGAUAAUUUUGAUCGUGACCCUUCUCUCAUCUGGCAAUACUUUGGAAGUGCAAAGGGAUUUUUCAGGCAAUAUCCAGGAAUUAAAUGGGAACCUGAUGAGAACGGAGUCAUUGCAUUUGACUGCAGAAACAGGAAAUGGUACAUUCAGGCAGCAACUUCUCCAAAAGAUGUGGUAAUUUUAGUGGAUGUCAGUGGAAGUAUGAAAGGGCUUCGCUUGACUAUUGCAAAACAGACAGUUUCAUCUAUUUUGGAUACCCUUGGAGAUGAUGACUUCUUCAAUAUAAUUGCUUAUAAUGAAGAACUCCACUAUGUAGAGCCAUGUCUGAAUGGAACAUUAGUUCAAGCAGACAGAGCCAACAAAGAGCAUUUCAGGGAACACCUUGACAAACUUUUUGCAAAAGGAAUUGGAAUGCUGGACAUUGCUUUAAAUGAAGCUUUCAACAUGCUCAAUGAAUUCAAUCACACAGGACAAGGAAGCAUUUGCAGCCAAGCAAUAAUGUUGAUAACUGAUGGAGCUGUGGACACAUACGAUACAAUAUUUGCAAAAUAUAAUUGGCCAGACAGAAAA
This is a messenger RNA of Acanthisitta chloris (rifleman), 846 nucleotides long. RefSeq names its product voltage-dependent calcium channel subunit alpha-2/delta-3-like. The transcript is spliced from 8 exons. Gene Ontology annotation, molecular function: voltage-gated calcium channel activity. NCBI's taxonomy places the organism in Eukaryota, Metazoa, Chordata, Aves, Passeriformes, Acanthisittidae. The record is from RefSeq and is a predicted model, not a curated record. Gene Ontology annotation, cellular component: voltage-gated calcium channel complex. The annotation marks the transcript as partial.